AUGCUACGAGUCGGUGUAUCUUCUUCGCCGACAAAUCUAUUAAAUGCGAGCGUUGCCGUGCUAUCAAGUCAACUUGCAUCCCCAACUAAGACGGCCGACGACGUUUUUCGUAAGAGCACGAUUGCAAAUAACCUCUUUAUAAAGACCCGCCGUGCUCUUGCCUCUCGUGUUAGCGAUGCUUCUUCUUUUCUUCGAGCCCGUAUCGCCGCUGCUUCUUUUGCCGCCGCUAAUGCUAAAGGUCCUUUGAUUGGCUUAAGUCCUGUCCCGGCGUUACGCUUACUUGCCGCCGCUGCUACCGCCGAUCUAGCUUCGCUAGACUUGCUGCGUCAGAUCCUAGCUGCAAUAGAUCGAAACAAUACUUUGCUAAAUAACUUUCUUAACCGCUAUCUCUUACCGCGAAAAGGCUCCGCCGAAAUGCUCGCUAAGCUUUUAAUCGCGGCAAUAUCGGUAGUUCCUCUUCGCGAGGUUCUAGCCGUAGCAAUACUCGUGGUUCUACGAAAGGUUCGAGUCGUAGCAAUAUCGGUAAGACUUCGAAAGGUAAGAGCAGUGCCUAAGGUGCUGCGAGAAGCUCUCGUACUAUUCCACUUAGCCUUAAAUUGUAAAGUCGAAAGGGUUUUUAUCGCGGGUCGGCAGCUUGCUAAGUAG
Molecule: messenger RNA, 645 nt
Organism: Drepanopeziza brunnea f. sp. 'multigermtubi' MB_m1
Lineage: Eukaryota; Fungi; Ascomycota; Leotiomycetes; Helotiales; Drepanopezizaceae
Source: RefSeq, a predicted model, not a curated record